UCUCAUCCUGUGCACACUGUACUAAUUUAUCUUUACCUUCAUGGUUGCUUAAAUGCUCUAGAAUUAAGUUUGACAAUUGGGCUUCUACCCAUGUUUGCAUGUGUGGACACAUUGGAAGUCAUCACACAAACUAUUUUAAUCCUUGAUGUGAUGAUCAGGUGUCAUUUGAUCAGGCAUGGUACUAUUUCUUUUGGAUCCGGAUCAAACUAUUUGUCUUCUUGGUUUCUCUCAACAAAUUGUGAAGAGAAUAAAAGCUUGUUGGGUUUUUUUUUUUGGUAGGUUUUUAUAAUAAUUUUUUUUGAUACAUAGGUUUUUAUAAUAUUAAUGCUAACAUAUUGGCAUGUGUGCAUGUCUUGCUUUUUAGACAUUUGAAUCCUGUAAUCGCGACUGGGGCAUUAAUCAUAUUGGCAUGUGUGCAUGUCUUGCUUUUUAGACAUUUGAAUCUUGUAAUCGCGACUGGGGCAUUGAUCAUUUCAUCGUCACUUUAUUUUCUCCUCAAGGUUUUGUUACUCUUUCUAUCAACCUUUAUCAUUGUUUCCUUGAUGAAGAAAAUAAAAUUUUUCAUAAAUGUUGGUUGAAAGAAAGGAGCUGAGUUUGUCACUCUUUUCUCACUCAUUUCAUAAAGGAGGAGGACAUGUUCUAGGGUGAGAAAAGCCAACACAAUCAUAAAAGAAAGGAAUGAUUUUUGAUAUGGGUUUUGUUUUUCAUUGGAUUAAUGAACGUUUUUCAACCUUUUCUUUGAUGGCUUUUCUUUGUAGGAUCAUACCGAAGACUCUCAUGUGCAAAGAAAUUACAGGAGAAACAGAAGGAGAGGUGAAACCAGUGGCCGGCAUGCAUCAAAGGAAGGCAAAGAUGUCCCGCCAUUCCGACGCUUUCAUCGCAUUACUAGGUGGGUAUGGAACCUUAGAAGAGCUCUUGGAAGUCAUCACCUGGGCUCAGCUAGGAAUCCAUAAUAAACCCGUAAGCAAUCUCUACUAACAGAAAAUCACAUACACGCAACAUAGAAAUACUUGUAUCUUGAAGAUGGGAUAUC
Magnolia sinica is the source of this 1033-nucleotide messenger RNA. RefSeq names its product cytokinin riboside 5'-monophosphate phosphoribohydrolase LOG1-like. NCBI's taxonomy places the organism in Eukaryota, Viridiplantae, Streptophyta, Magnoliopsida, Magnoliales, Magnoliaceae. The coding region runs from base 679 to 978 and encodes 99 amino acids. Gene Ontology annotation, biological process: cytokinin biosynthetic process. Gene Ontology annotation, molecular function: hydrolase activity, hydrolyzing N-glycosyl compounds. The record is from RefSeq and is a predicted model, not a curated record. The transcript is spliced from 3 exons. Gene Ontology annotation, cellular component: nucleus; cytosol.